AUGCCACCCGAAGGAAGCACGAGGGCUGGGAUACUUCCAGGUUGCCCAAGCAGGUUCCCCAGACAGGGGAAGUGGAGUGGCGGAGGUCAGAUUCGAACCACGGACCCUUCGUGCCUUGGAUACGGUUCAGUUCAUUUUACCUCAUCCGGCGAACAAACUGAGGUUAAGAUGGCAAGCGAAAUGUUCAUCAUCAUCGACAGCCAGCAAUCAGUGUUCAACACCGAUGCUUCAAUGCCGUACAACCAUGACUUAUUCGAAAGCCUUAUUGUAAAGAAAAGAGUAAAGAUGAGUGCCGGCUGGUGGCCAAGACAUUUGUUGUUCAAAGUAUUCAGCCCACCGGUCAAGGCGUUCCUCCUUAUUCGAGAUGAUCGUUCCAUUCUGAUGACUGAUGCUUCCACUCACAGGUGGUUUCCGGGGACCGGUCGCACGGAUCAACUGAAAUAA
This is a messenger RNA of Opisthorchis viverrini, 444 nucleotides long. RefSeq lists its product as hypothetical. The coding region runs from base 1 to 444 and encodes 147 amino acids. NCBI's taxonomy places the organism in Eukaryota, Metazoa, Platyhelminthes, Trematoda, Opisthorchiida, Opisthorchiidae. The transcript has 3 exons. The record is from RefSeq and is a predicted model, not a curated record.